CGGGCCGGGCGGUGCAGGCGGGAGGGGCGCGGGCACCCACCCCCGCAGGGCCGCGCGCCACGCCCCCGGGGUCCGGAAGGCGCGGGGGCCGGCGCGGGGCUCUGAGAACUUGGAGCCUGGCGGCGCGAGGUUCUCGCCGGGGAUGCGGCGGCAGCUGCUUCCUGGUUCGAAGCUCGCCGAGGGGCGGAGAGCGUGAGCCCGCGGAGGCGGGGGCAGGAGGAGAGGCGGGAGGAGGCGGGGGAAGAGACGCUCGGGGCUGGAGCUAGCCGGACGGGUCGCUCCGGCUCUCGGGGAGAGGAGCUACCUGGCCCUGGAGAAGGGGCGAGACCCGCGCGAGCCCCCGGGAGGCGCCGCGCGCCCCAAAGGGACCACCCGGCUUCACCGGCCCGCAGAGGGCUCGGCGCCGGGCUCCCCUCCUUUCCACCUCGGGAGGAAGGGAAGGAGGGGAGGGGAAGGUCCCACAGAGGAGGCAGAAUGGCCGGUCGAGGGGGGCUCGGGCGCUGCUUUUCCCCAGAGCUGCCUCGACUCCUCCCGCUGCCGCGAGGGCUGGCCUGAGCCGGGACUCCCCGCUCUCCCGCGGCGAGGCAGCGCGGCCCCCCGGGGCCGGGGCAGCGGCGCCGGCAUGUCGUCCGGCACUAUGAAGUUCAAUGGCUAUUUGAGGGUCCGCAUCGGCGAGGCCGUGGGGCUGCAGCCCACGCGCUGGUCCCUGCGCCACUCGCUCUUCAAGAAGGGCCACCAGCUGCUGGACCCCUACCUGACGGUGAGCGUGGACCAGGUGCGCGUGGGCCAGACUAGCACCAAGCAGAAGACCAACAAACCCACGUACAAUGAGGAGUUCUGCGCUAACGUCACCGACGGCGGCCACCUCGAGCUGGCCGUUUUCCACGAGACGCCCCUGGGCUACGACCACUUCGUGGCGAACUGCACCCUGCAAUUCCAGGAGCUGCUGCGCACAGCCGGCGCCUCGGACACCUUCGAGGGCUGGGUGGAUCUGGAGCCAGAAGGGAAAGUAUUUGUGGUAAUAACCCUAACAGGGAGUUUCACUGAAGCUACUCUCCAGAGAGACCGAAUCUUCAAACAUUUUACCAGGAAGCGCCAAAGGGCUAUGCGAAGGCGAGUCCACCAGAUCAACGGACACAAGUUCAUGGCCACAUACCUGAGGCAGCCCACCUACUGCUCUCACUGCAGAGAGUUCAUCUGGGGAGUAUUCGGGAAGCAGGGUUAUCAAUGCCAAGUGUGCACCUGUGUCGUCCAUAAACGUUGCCAUCAUCUAAUUGUUACAGCCUGUACUUGCCAAAACAAUAUUAACAAAGUGGAUUCAAAGGUUGCCGAACAGAGGUUCGGAAUCAACAUCCCACACAAAUUCAGCAUCCACAACUACAAAGUGCCAACGUUCUGCGACCACUGUGGCUCGCUGCUCUGGGGGAUAAUGAGACAAGGACUUCAGUGUAAAAUAUGUAAAAUGAAUGUACACAUUCGGUGUCAAGCAAACGUGGCCCCUAACUGUGGGGUAAAUGCAGUGGAGCUAGCCAAGACCCUGGCAGGGAUGGGUCUCCAACCCGGAAACAUUUCUCCAACCUCGAAACUCGUUUCCAGAUCGACCCUAAGGCGACAGGGAAAGGAGAGCUGCAAAGAAGGAAAUGGGAUCGGGGUGAAUUCUUCCAGCCGCCUUGGUAUUGACAACUUCGAGUUCAUCCGAGUGCUGGGGAAGGGGAGUUUUGGGAAGGUGAUGCUUGCAAGAAUAAAAGAAACGGGAGACCUCUAUGCCGUGAAGAUUCUAAAGAAGGACGUGAUCCUGCAGGAUGACGAUGUGGAAUGUACAAUGACGGAGAAAAGGAUCCUGUCUCUGGCCCGCAAUCACCCCUUCCUCACCCAGUUGUUCUGCUGCUUUCAGACCCCUGAUCGCCUGUUUUUUGUGAUGGAGUUUGUGAAUGGAGGCGACUUGAUGUUCCACAUCCAGAAGUCCCGUCGUUUUGAUGAAGCGCGAGCUCGUUUCUACGCUGCAGAAAUCAUUUCAGCGCUCAUGUUCCUCCACGAGAAAGGAAUCAUCUAUAGAGAUCUGAAACUGGACAAUGUCCUGUUGGACCAUGAGGGUCACUGUAAACUGGCGGACUUCGGAAUGUGCAAGGAGGGGAUUUGUAAUGGAGUCACCACGGCCACGUUCUGUGGCACGCCUGACUAUAUUGCUCCAGAGAUCCUCCAGGAGAUGCUGUACGGGCCUGCAGUCGAUUGGUGGGCGAUGGGCGUGUUGCUCUAUGAGAUGCUCUGCGGCCACGCGCCCUUUGAGGCGGAGAAUGAAGAUGACCUCUUUGAGGCCAUACUGAAUGAUGAAGUGGUCUACCCGACCUGGCUCCAUGAAGAUGCCACAGGGAUCCUAAAAUCUUUCAUGACCAAGAACCCCACCAUGCGCUUGGGCAGCCUGACCCAGGGAGGUGAACAUGCUAUCUUGAGACAUCCUUUCUUUAAGGAAAUCGACUGGGCCCAGCUGAACCACCGCCAACUAGAGCCACCUUUCAGACCCAGAAUCAAAUCCCGAGAAGAUGUCAGUAAUUUUGACCCCGACUUCAUAAAGGAGGAGCCAGUUUUAACUCCAAUUGAUGAGGGACAUCUUCCUAUGAUUAACCAGGAUGAGUUUAGAAACUUUUCCUAUGUGUCUCCAGAAUUGCAACCAUAGCCUCAUGGGGAAUGAGAGAGAUGGCAGGAGACUCAAAAGGAAAUAGAGGUUUUUUUUCAGGAAUUUCCUUUGUGGGAACUCCCCAACAUCAGCCUUAGAACAAGAGCCUUACCUCUAAGGAGCAAGUGGAGAACUCUGUGAAGGACGGAAUUUCAAGAGAUCAACUAUUUCAAAGGGAUCCAUGGUUUUGGAAAUAGUUGAUACUGAAAUGACAUUUUAUGAGGAAUUGUACUGCUCACCCUAUGUGUUUGUGUGGCUAUGUCAGGAUUUGGAUAUGAAGAGGAGCCAAAACGAGUGAAGGCAUGAAGAAUAAACUAGAUCCUGGAAAUUCUGAGCCAAGCAGGCUUUUUACUUCGAGAGACAGAUCAAGACUUUCUAUGGACCGCGCUGUGCUCUUCUUUAAGCCAAUGAACCCCUAAUACUGGCCGUCUCUAAGAAGCCUCUCAAUGCCAAUGAAGAAUUUAAAGGUCUAUUAAAGGAAAUAAGUGGCUUUCCAAAUAGAUGAUUUAUGCUGAAGAAACAAAAGAAAAUGGUAUUCCUAAAACUCACAACUUAAAGCCCAACCUUGAAAACAGAUGUUGGGCACCAAGACAACUGCCACAGCUUCUUCUGUUAUCCUUACUUUCUUUAAUAGAUAUUUAUUGAGUUUCCAGGAAAAAGGGGCCACGAAACCCAGUAUUGUAGACAAUAGAUUUACAUUCAUGAAGCUUUCAUUCAUUCCGGAGUCUACCAAUUGACCUGAAUAGUGUUUGCAUUCUGUGAAAUGCCUCUCCACAUUGCAUAUGUCACAUUUCUUUGUCUGCACAUAACUCUUUUUUCAUAGAAAGGUCGCUGCCACAACAGCACAGUCAGCAGGUGAGCUGCAGGUGCUUGCUGCCUGCCGACCCUGGGGAUCCGAUUGUGUUGCUAUCGCUCUGGGCUCAUCAGUGAAGAACUGUAGGCCACGCGUGUCAGGGACCACAUUUAUCGCUUACACAUUAGCAGUUUAUUUAAGUUAUGUUUUAAGAGACAAAGAUGUUUGAUACACACUUUAAUAAUGAGAAAUGGAUCUUGUACACAGGAUAUAUAUCAAUGGCAGACCUUAUAUGUCCCUGUAAAUGGAGCUGGAGAAUUUUGUCUGGGUGGAAAUAAACGCUUUUUGUAGCAAAAGAAAAUUUUUUGUCUAGAAGGAUUUGUUCCGUCCCCACUUGAGAGUAGAUUUCCAGUCAAAAUAAAAGCUCUGAGCAGAAUGGACAGAACCCUUGGCCUAAAGCAAAUUCCUGAUUGGAGAGGUUGACAUAAGCCUCUGUGAUUCCCUGAAAUGGAUGUGGCCUCUUGCUAACCAAAACUUCUGUUCGGAAUCAGGGUGGUGACUGCCAAGCAAAGCUGUGACAGAUCAACCCUUGAAAUCUGUGUUUAUUUCUCAUUCAGAUAAUAUAGAGUAUGAAUUCAGCAGUCCUCCUCUAUCUUAUAACUAUGCCAUCUGCAAAAUGUAGCCUCCUACGGUUUCUGGAACAAGAGAAGAGCGAGAUGGGGGAGGUGCUUACUGCGUGACUACCUCUCCUGAGAGAGACACGAAUCGCUGCUUCUCACAUUCACCAAAACGUGGCUUUCCUCUGACUACAGAUGGGAUGAGGGAAUUGCAGAGCAGCUGAGGAGAAUCUGGCUAGUACUGACAAUCUCUUCUCUGUCCUAGAUUGUUUCUUUGCAUUCCAAGGUAAAAAAGAAAAAUUACUUUUGAAUGAAUAGAGAAACUAGGAGCUUCCCUUUAAAUGCAUGUAGCACUUAGUUCACGGGUACUCUCACCUAUGGAAUUUCACUGCAUGUUCAUGACAUCCUUUUGAGAUAGGCAGGUCAUUCCCCCGCUGUUUCCACUAUUGACAGUGUGACUACUGAGGCAUAUUUUACAAAUGAGAAGAAAAGAGAGUCUUGGAGAAGCUGAGUUGUUUGGUUUGGCCAUAUGUUUCAAACUUGGUCCAGAGUGGAUCCAGGUCUAGAGUCGAAAUCUUGAUGUUCUCAUCCAACAGGCUUCUGGAAAAGGGAGGGAUCAUUUUGACUUUGGGACUUUCUUGCAGCUCCAGCUUCUAUUGCUCUGUGGGGUUGAUUAGCUUCUUGGUAUAGUUUACUCAUGGUAAAGAACCAUGAAGAAUAAAGUGUGCCUCCUGUUUUAUUAACCAAAUUCAUCAGUCAUGCAAAGGGUCCAAAACAUUCUCUUUGAUGAAUCUGUGGAAUCAUCCACUUAGCAGCUUCCCUCCCUCUUCACAAUCUUUUCUUAAGCCCACUACCUGGGCCCCCCAGUUUGGGUUAAGUCCAUUCUUUUGAGAUCAUUCCAGACCUGUCAGACAGAUUAUUAUCCAACAGCUAAUGAUUCUGCUACAGUAGGAUUUCUGGAACUUCCUCAUCCUACCUUUAUGUGUGAGGGGAGAGGGAAUGUCCAAGAUACUUACCUAAAACUCUAAGAGUCUCCAAUUCCUACUUAGACUUCUACAUCGCGUCUUUCUUCAGUUCUUGUAGACCUUGCAUCCCCUUCCAAGAGAUCACAAGGCUACCUUGCCCAGGCUUCCUAGAAUGAGCAGUAGGCCACUCAGUCAGCAGAAGCUGAGUCCGCUGGGGCUGGCAGGUUCCAGGAGCUCGGUGGGCAGCAUGAAGGUCACACCAGGACGGUCGCACCUCCACAGUCUCAGGAUCAUCUUGCCUCUCAGGUGAGGAGUCUAGAGCCAUCCUCAGGCCUUAUCAUCCCACUCCCCAUCCCAGCCAGUCCUCACCCCACACCCAUGGGUCCCCACUGUCCCAGCUGUCCCACACAAAUCUAACUAAAUUAGACUCGUGAGCUUGAGUAUUUGAAAAGAGAGUGACUUCAAGCAUUUGCUUUGAGAUGUGGAUCAGCCUUUGACCGCGAAAGAUGUUUUCACUUAAUGCUUAACAUCUAUGGCGUGUUUCUUUUAUGUGAGGCCUUAUUCCAAAUACCUUAGAUGUAUAUACUUAUUCAUUACCCCACGAGUACUCUUGUCUUUGUACAGACGGGGGAAAA
Microcebus murinus (gray mouse lemur) is the source of this 5684-nucleotide messenger RNA. It is a transcript of the gene PRKCH, whose product is annotated as protein kinase C eta. The record is from RefSeq and is a predicted model, not a curated record. Gene Ontology annotation, molecular function: ATP binding; diacylglycerol-dependent serine/threonine kinase activity. Lineage: Eukaryota; Metazoa; Chordata; Mammalia; Primates; Cheirogaleidae. Gene Ontology annotation, biological process: protein phosphorylation.